AACUCUCUCUACGGAGUGAAAAUGGACAAUAAAAUAACUAUAUACGACCCCGACGAAGAGGAAGUAGAAAAUGAUAUAUUGCGUGAUAUCGAACCGGUCGUGUGGAUCAAUGACGAUCCAAAUUACGAUUUGGACGAGGUUAACAUGUUUUUUCACAGAGUCGAUUCGGAUCAAAUUAUAUACGAGGAAAAAAGGAAAAAGUGCAAAUUUAUCGGUAAAUAUGUCAUGGGUGAUGUUCUCGGUGAAGGUAGUUAUGGGAAAGUGAAAGAGGUACUGGAUUCGCAAACGCUUUGCCGAAGAGCGGUCAAAAUAUUAAAGAAGAGAAAACUCAGGAGGAUACCGAACGGGGAACAAAACGUUCAACGGGAAAUAAAAUUGUUAAGAAUAUUGAAACAUAAAAAUGUAAUAAAUCUCGUAGACGUUUUAUACAGUGAUGAAAAAGAAAAGAUGUAUCUAGUUAUGGAAUUCUGCGUGUGCGGAUUACAGGAUAUGUUGGAAAGCACACCAACCAAGAAGCUUCCACUUUGGCAGGCACACGAUUAUUUCUCUCAGUUGUUGGACGGUUUAGAAUAUCUUUACAGUAAAGGGAUAGUUCACAAAGAUAUAAAACCUGGAAAUUUGUUACUAACUCUAGAUGGUACUUUGAAGAUUAGUGAUUUUGGUGUUGCGGAGGCAUUAGACAUGUUUUCCAAAGACGAUACAUGUACGAUAGGUCAAGGAUCUCCAGCGUUUCAGCCACCAGAAAUCGCAAAUGGCUGCGAAAGUUUCUCAGGUUUUAAAGUAGACAUAUGGAGUAGCGGAGUUACAUUAUACAACAUUACCACAGGUUUAUAUCCUUUCGAGGGAGACAACAUAUAUAAAUUAUAUGAAAACAUUGGAAAGGGUGAAUAUACUGUACCGAAAGAAGUAGAGGAACCUUUAAAGUCUCUUAUAGAGGGAAUGUUGCAAAAAGAUGCGGAUAAAAGAUUUACAUUGCAACAGGUUAAAAGACAUGCUUGGACCAUAUGCGAACAUCCUAAAACGCAACAACAAGUACCGAUACCUUCUCUUAAAAGCAACGGAUGCCACAGCAUGACCGUCUUGCCAUACUUGAUGGAGUAUCAUUAUGGAGUCGAUGACAAUCCUAUAUAUUAUACGGAACACGAGCUGAAUGAACGAAGACUUCAAGAACUGGAUCGCAUUAGCGAGGAUCAGAAAACGACCACGUGUAAUAGUCAUCAUAACAAGUGUAACACGAACAGUCAAAACAAACGUAGAUGGCGUAAGCCAAUUUCAUGUAUUAGUAUUAAAAGAUUUCCAUCUUGUAAACCAUCGUGAUUGCCAUUUCGCUGAUUGUGUCUCGCGUACAUUUUCAUUCGUAUCUCACUGACCAUGUCAGUUACAAAGUUUCUCUGUAAUGGAGUCAACUGAGAGUGAGCAAGGAUACAGAGUGUACGAGACGCAUGUGUAAUCUAGCUACACAAAUGGAAAAUGCAAGAAUUUUAAAUCGGUUCAGAGAAGUGUCGGACGUGUAAAGAUUGUGAUAUUAAGAUUAAAAUCAUGUAGCGAAUAAUUCAGUGACAUCCUCGAUGAUUCAUUGCCUAGGAGACGCCCAAUCAAAGUCACAUUUCGUUCUGGUGCCAUAUUGACAACGCGAUUAAUAAAAUUAAUCGUCUCACA
Pogonomyrmex barbatus (red harvester ant) is the source of this 1659-nucleotide messenger RNA. RefSeq names its product Lkb1/serine/threonine kinase 11 (gene Lkb1). Lineage: Eukaryota; Metazoa; Arthropoda; Insecta; Hymenoptera; Formicidae. Gene Ontology annotation, molecular function: protein serine/threonine kinase activity; protein kinase activator activity; ATP binding. The record is from RefSeq and is a predicted model, not a curated record. Gene Ontology annotation, cellular component: cytoplasm. Gene Ontology annotation, biological process: intracellular signal transduction; regulation of cell growth; protein phosphorylation.